Zootoca vivipara (common lizard) is the source of this 1478-nucleotide messenger RNA. It is a transcript of the gene CFAP126, whose product is annotated as cilia and flagella associated protein 126. The record is from RefSeq and is a predicted model, not a curated record. Gene Ontology annotation, cellular component: ciliary basal body. Gene Ontology annotation, biological process: cilium organization. Lineage: Eukaryota; Metazoa; Chordata; Lepidosauria; Squamata; Lacertidae.
AACAAAGGCGCAGAGGAGCCAGCAUGGCCGCGCACUUCAGUUCUGGCCAGUAUGAAGAUGCGUACAUUCCUAAGAAUUUGCAGAAUUGGAACCUUCCCAGAGUCGCUAAGGAGCACCCCUCUGCCCGGGAAGGUUACACGCAGUUUAUAGCCAAUGACCGAGGACAUCUGCUUCCAACAGUUCCACGCUCCAAGGCCUCUCCUUGGGGAACAUACAUGGGCACAUGGGAUAUGCCCCUGAAGAUCCCCCCGGCCAAGGUGAACCUCACGUCCCGCUCAGUGAACGCAGCCGCCCAUCUCACCGAGUGGAUCAGCAAGUCCACAGCCUUGAACAACGCCUGUAACGGGUUCUGCCCGGAAGUCACCGGCAAGCCAAGCGACCCUCCACCACGCAUUUGCAAACAGACGCCCGUCAAAGGUGGCCCAUCGCCCAGAAAAGCCUCGGAGCGCCCCGGCACGGUGGGGAAGAUGCCUGCUGAGGAAGACAUUGCAGCCAGAGGACCCGCCACCCCCCAGGGCCCCCUCUCCCGCCAGCCCGGUUGCAUUGACGUCCGCAUGAAAGACGACGACGGCUUGCCAGAUGCCCAGCAGAUGGAGCCCAAGGAACCCAGACCUCGAGCCCCCAGCGAGAUCCCAGUCUCGCGCCAGCCCGGUUCGAUGGAUGUCCGCAUGAAAGAAAACGGGAGCCCCAAAAUCCCAUCCCCGAGCCGCCCCACCUCCAGGGAGCCUGCGGCCAGGAGGGCCGCCUCGGCAGAGGCCCCUGCUUCGGGCUGGACCCGGUCGCUGGAAGGGAAACCCAAAGGGUUCAGCACCCCCGAGCUCUUGGCUUCAUGUCGCCCAGGCUCCAUGGAAGCCAAUCCCCGGAGCCCGCCUUUGGCUGAAGCCCUGGCGUCUAGCCGGCCCACCACGAAGGGCAGCCUUGCAGCGCUAGAUGUCCGGAAGACCCCGCUAGACAUGGAUGCGGAUUGGCGGGAGAAGGGAGCCUCUCCUCAACCCCUCCAUGGCCUGGAGGAGCUGUCCAGUUAGAACCAGUCCGCCUGGAAAUUGAAAAAUUCUAUUACCAAUGAGUUGAAAGUUGAAAACAAGCCAUUCUGCUCAGUCUGUCGAGACGUCCUGGGGUGCUUGCAUGUGUUUCUCUUUCCCUGUCUCCUACCCUCUCACCUUGCCCCACCUUGGGGCUUCUCCCCACCCCGCUGCCCUCUCCCCCCUCUCCCCCAGCUCCCCAGCUCUGUUCCACCUAGCACAAAACACCUUCCAUCCAUGCAAUUCUCCACUCGCCUGAACCUCAGGACAAAUGAAAAAAGGAAGGGGGUUAAAGCCCUGCCUGAGAGACAUUGCCCAGGAGAUGACCUGCCCGAACAAGCGGGUAGCAAGACAAUCAACCCGAGCUUUGCCAAUCAGAAAAUUAAAUAAUUACAACCACAGGGCCCGCUGAUGAUGGAAUGGGUGUUUUCAUGGUAAUAGACACUAAAUAAAGCU